This is a messenger RNA of Coffea eugenioides, 2123 nucleotides long. RefSeq names its product probable chlorophyll(ide) b reductase NYC1, chloroplastic. The record is from RefSeq and is a predicted model, not a curated record. Bases 228 to 1748 code for a protein of 506 amino acids. The transcript has 10 exons. Lineage: Eukaryota; Viridiplantae; Streptophyta; Magnoliopsida; Gentianales; Rubiaceae. Gene Ontology annotation, biological process: PSII associated light-harvesting complex II catabolic process; chlorophyll catabolic process. Gene Ontology annotation, molecular function: chlorophyll(ide) b reductase activity.
ACUUCUUGCCCCUAUGCUUCGUUGCUUGCCUAUUUUUUUUUGCUUUGAAUUUUGAUCCUCCAUAUCUUUCCAAUUCCUCGGAUAUUUCCAGCUCAAAAUUUUGCUCAAUGUUCACAAGGUCCCAGCCUCCGUCCCUAAAGAUUUGAACGUUACCAUUUCUUUCAUGAACCCAUCUCAUCUCUCUGUACAACCUCAGCUACAACGACAUAGGAUAACUUCUUUCCAGGAUGGCCACCAUGGCAAAGUUGCACGUGUCACCUUAUACCAAAUGGACGGUCCAUUCGCCGCUGGUCCGGCAAGGUUUCCCUCCUAGUAUUUUGACGUGGGAUUCCGUUAGUGUAAAGGGUCGUUGUAGAAUUCGGUUUAGACCAUGCAGGUCUUUCAGGUCCGAGGACGAACCGAACGAAAGAGUGAGCAAAGGUGAAAUUUUGAAGGGAAAAAAUGGGUUGCAGUCCAAGACCAGUGCCGAUGAAGUAUUGCGGGCUAUUCGGUCUUUUGUUUGGAAAUUUUCGAAGCCCAGCUCACGAUCGCAAGCUUUGGAGCAGUUGGAGGAGAAGUUAUCGGGGGUGGCUAUUCAAAUUGCAAGAUACAUCGUGACAAUGAUGAGCACUGGUGCUAUAUUAUUGAUCGGUUUUCGGUUGUCAGGUGGUGAUGGCCAGAUGAACGAGUUGAUAUGGUAUAGUUGGCUUGGAGGGAUCAUUAUCGGGACUAUGAUUGGUUCCAAUAUGGUGCUGGACGAAGUGAGCAGAGCCGGGCCUCGCAAUGUUGUCAUAACUGGCAGUACAAGGGGAUUGGGGAAAGCUCUUGCUCGUGAAUUUUUACUCUCCGGGGACCGAGUAGUUGUUGCUUCACGCAGUCCUGAGUCCGUCAACACGACUAUUAAAGAGCUUGAAGAAAAUCUCAAGCAAGUCUUGAUCAGCUCAGAUGUUUCAUCAAGUAAAAAGUUGGCACAAGCAAAGGUGGUGGGCAUUGCAUGUGAUGUCUCUGUACCUACUGAUGUGAAGAAAUUGGCAAACUACGCAAUCAAGGAACUUGGUUCUAUUGACAUCUGGGUAAAUAAUGCUGGGAUGAACAAAGGUUUCAGACCCUUACUGCAAUUUACUGAUGAUGAUAUUCAACAGAUUGUCUCCACAAAUCUGGUUGGGUCCAUUCUUUGUACUCGUGAAGCCAUGCGGAUAAUGCAAAGCCAAAAACUGGGAGGACACAUAUUCAACAUGGAUGGUGCAGGUUCUGGAGGAUCUAGUACCCCCCUCACAGCUGUGUAUGGGUCGACAAAAUGUGGUCUUAGGCAGCUACAAUCAUCACUUCUGAAGGAAUGCAGACGAUCAAAUGUUGGAGUGCAUACAGCCUCUCCUGGCAUGGUGCUGACAGAUUUGUUGUUGAGUGGCUCAAGUAUAAAAAACAAACAGAUGUUUAACAUCAUCUGUGAGCUGCCUGAGACAGUUGCAAGAACGUUAGUUCCACGUAUGCGUGUUGUAAAGGGUAGUGGGAAGGCCAUUAAUUAUUUGACUCCACCAAGGAUCUUACUUGCUUUGGUGACUGCAUGGCUUCGAUGGGGUCGUUGGUUUGAUGACCAGGGAAGAGCAUUAUACGCUGCCGAGGCAGACCGGCUCCGCAACUGGGCAGAAAAUCGGACUCGUUUUUCUUUCACAGAUGCCAUGGAGAUGUACACUGAAAACACUUGGGUUUCAGUCUUCUCUCUUUCAGUUGUCUGCGCUUUCAUCAUCCUAUCGAGUACAACCAGCUAGAGAUCAAUUGGGGAGAGAAGUAUGUGGCAUGCACUAAAAAGCCAACAGAAAGACCCAUGAGUAGUGAAAGCUACCAUAGAUCACUUCAUACUCUUUUAACCAUUUUAGUGAAAGCUACGAUAGAUCACAAAAGACCCAUAAGUAGUUCCACCUGUACAGUGCUUCCUGGACAGGGUAAUCGUGUUCUACUGGGUAAACGGUGGAAUACACAACAUUCUUUAUGCCAAUGCCAAUGAUGAAGAAAGCAUUCUUUGUUGAGAUUGUUUUUCAUGUCCCCUGUAAAGAAUUAAUAUUGCAUGGGGAUUCCUGGACCUGCUGUAUGUAUUGUAGUUUCUGGCAGGAAUACAAAGUGAAUUAUGUGAUGAAUGUGUGAUA